UAUGAAAAAAUUAUUAUACUUAGCUAUUGCUUUGGCUUGUGUCGUAGCAUUUAUUGCUUUCAACAGUGACAUUUAAGAAUCUGUUUUUAAGAGAGUAAAAAGACACGAUGUUUGGGGACCAACAUGCAGAUAAAAAUGUGCUGACAACAAAGGUGAAAUUUGUGGAUGGGUUUCAUAAGGAUGUUGCACAUAAGUAUUAUGAUUAUUAUUAUUUUAAGGAACGUUGCUCAUCCGGAUUCAGUGGAUAAAAAUGCGAAGAAGGAUAUAAAUUACACAUCCCAGGAUGCACAACAUCUUGAUUU
Molecule: messenger RNA, 302 nt
Organism: Paramecium pentaurelia
Lineage: Eukaryota; Ciliophora; Oligohymenophorea; Peniculida; Parameciidae
Source: the annotation of a GenBank genome assembly